CCCGCCCGCGCGCCCGCGCCCCGGAUCAGCCUGCCGCUGGGCUCUGAAAAGCGGCCGUUCCUCAGAUUUGAAGCCGAAAACUUCUCCAACUACACGGCCCUCCUGCUGAGCGGGGACGGCGCCACCCUGUACGUGGGCCUGCGAGAGGCCCUCUUCGCGCUCAGCAGCAGCCUCAGCUUCCAGCCGGGGGGAGGCUACCAGCAGCUGCUGUGGAGCGCCGACGCGGACCGGAAACAGCAGUGCAGCUUCAAGGGCAAGGACCCACAGCGGGACUGUCAGAACUACAUCAAGAUCCUCCUGCCACUCAACAGCAGCCACCUGCUCACCUGUGGCACCGCAGCCUUCAGCCCCCUGUGCACCUACAUCAACCUGGCGAACUUCACUCUGGCUCGGGACAAGGCAGGGAACAUCCUCCUGGAGGACGGCAAGGGCCGUUGUCCCUUUGACCCCAACUUCAAGUCCACGGCCCUGGUGGUUGAGGGCGAGCUGUACACUGGAACAGUCAGCAGCUUCCAGGGGAACGACCCGGCCAUCUCCCGGAGCCAGAGCGUCCGGCCCACCAAGACCGAGAGCUCCCUCAACUGGCUGCAAGACCCAGCCUUCGUGGCCUCAGCCUACAUUCCCGAGAGCCUGGGCAGCCCGCAGGGGGACGACGACAAGAUCUACUUCUUCUUCAGCGAGACGGGCCAGGAGUUUGAGUUCUUCGAGAACACCAUCGUGUCCCGCAUUGCCCGCAUCUGCAAGGGCGACGAGGGCGGCGAGCGGGUCCUGCAGCAGCGCUGGACGUCCUUCCUGAAGGCGCAGCUGCUGUGCUCGCGGCCGGAGGACGGCUUCCCGUUCAAUGUGCUGCAGGACGUGUUCACGCUGAGCCCCAGCCCCCAGGACUGGCGCAACACCCUCUUCUACGGGGUCUUCACCUCCCAGUGGCACAGGGGCACCACCGAGGGCUCUGCCGUGUGCGUCUUCACCAUGGAGGACGUACAGAGGGCCUUCAACGGCCUGUACAAGGAGGUGAACCGCGAGACGCAGCAGUGGUACACCGUGACGAACCCUGUGCCCUCACCCCGGCCCGGCGCGUGCAUCACCAACAGUGCCCGCGAGAGGAAGAUCAGCUCGUCCUUGCAGCUCCCCGACCGGGUGCUCAACUUCCUCAAGGACCACUUCCUGAUGGACGGGCAGGUGCGCAGCCAGAUGCUGCUGCUGCAGCCGCAGGCCCGCUACCAGCGCGUGGCCGUCCACCGCGUCCCCGGCCUGCACCGCACCUAUGACGUCCUCUUCCUGGGCACCAGUGACGGCUGGUUGCACAAGGCGGUGGUGGUGGACUCCCGCGUGCACAUCAUCGAGGAGCUGCAGGUCUUCCCCGCAGGACAGCCGGUGCACAACCUGCUGCUGGACACACACAGGGGGCUGCUGUACGCCGCUUCCCAUUCGGGCGUCGUCCAGGUGCCCGUGGCCAACUGCAGCCUGUACCGGAGCUGCGGGGACUGCCUGCUGGCCCGGGACCCCUACUGUGCGUGGAACGGCUCCAGCUGCAAUCCCACUAGCCUCCACAAGCCCGAGACGGCCUCCAGGCCAUGGGUCCAGGACAUCGAGGGGGCUAACACCAGGGGCCUCUGCAACGUGACCAGGCCCUCGUCUCGUAAGGCAAAGGGUGAGAAGCCUUGCGAAAGAGUCCGCUUCCAGCCCCACACGAUGAACACCUUGGCCUGCCCCCUCCUUUCCAGCCUGGCCAGCCGGUUCUGGCUGCACAACGGGGCCCGGCUCAAUGCCUCGGCCGCCUGCCACGUGCUGCCCACCGGGGACCUGCUGCUGGUGGGCGGCCAGCGGGAGCUGGGGGAGUUCCAGUGCUGGUCGCUGGAGGAGGGCUUCCAGCAGCUGGUGGCCAGCUACUGCCCAGUGGUGGUGGACGAGGCAGCCGACCACGACGACCGGAAAGGCAGCGUGCCCGACUUCAUCAACACGUCGCGGGUGAGCGCCCCGGCCGCCGGCCCCGCCAGCUGGGGAGCGGGCAAGUCCUACUGGACCGAGUUCCUGGUGAUGUGCACACUCUUCGCCUUCGCCGUGGCGCUGCUCGUCUUGUUCCUGCUCUACCGGCACCGGGGCAACAUGAAAGUCUUCCUCAAGCAGGGUGAGUGCGCCAGUGUGCACCCCAAGCCCCGCCCCAUGGCGCUGCCACCUGAGACCCGGCCGCUCAACGGCGUGGGCCCCCCGAGCAUCCCGCUUGACCACCGAGGUUACCAGGCCCUGUCGGAUAGCUCCCCGGGGCCCCGGCUGGUCACCGAGUCCGAGAAGAGGCCGCUCAGCCUGCAGGACAGCUUCGUGGAGGUGUCCCCGAUGUGCCCCCGGCCGCGGGUGCGGCUCGGCUCCGAGAUCCGGGACUCUGUGGUGUGAGAGCAGGCGAGGCGGCCCCCCGGCCUCCGGAGCCUGAGCACGACAGCUCAGCUGAGCCUCUGCCCCGGCGGACGCCCGGUGGCGCCUCGUCCUGGGGUGGCGGAGCCGCUGCCCCACAGCUGGGUAGCGCGGCUCCCGCUGUCCAGACUGGCCGGAGGCCCUGGUGGAGAUGGGCGCCUGCCCAGGCUCAGCAGCGCUCCAUGAAAACCGAGCCCUUCGUUGAAAAUGUGAAGGCAGAGGACGGCGCGAGCAAAGCAGCGGGGCCGGCCGUGGCAGAGCCCUCCCGGUCGCCGCCCGGCCCGGGCCUUGGGGCCCAUCCACAGGCGAGCUUGAGAUACUUGUGAACCCCCAACAGAUGGCCUCUGCCCCGCCUGAGCCUGCGCCAGCUGACCUCACAGGGGCCGGGGCCCACGGAGCCCCAGGGUCCUCCUUGCCACCUGGUGGUGGCCGUCACCCCAUCACCUCAGGGACCAGAGGACUAGGUUGGCAGGCAGCCCUCACCAGGCCCCGGGCUCCGACCUACCUCCUGGGCAUCUCUGACCCGCGUUGGCUGUGGACACCGCGGGGCCACUCUGGGCCCAGGAUGACCGUUGGCCGAGUUCUCGUGGUUCAGGGAAGACACACUCCCGCCCUCCUGCGCUCCAGCCCAGGGCGCCCCGUCUCUCCCCACACCCGCCCUCAUCUUGAGCCCAGUCACCACACCUUGUCUGCUCCCCCAAAAGAUACACUGCCCAGGACUUAGCACUGACUUUAUGUGGGUUUUAUAUUUUUUUUAAUAAAAUGCACUUUACUUUUUUUUUUAAAUAAAAUCUAAAUAAAUGAAUCAUGGCCCUUCCUCAGAGGAGUGUUGCUUUCUGAGGCUGGUCUAGUUCUGAGUUUUAGGGGGUCCAAGCCCCGCUUUCCAAAGGCUGAUGGGCCACCUCUGCCUCCGAGAGCAGCGCCUCCCCCAGGCGGAGCCGGCACAGACUGGUGGACAGCAGCAGCCUCCUCUACUCCGUGCCCGUCAGCCCGGGGUGGACAGGGCCCCCUCUCCUCUGUGCCCGCUCAGCCCGGGGAGGAGCACCAGGGACAGAGCCUUUUAUUUUUUCCAACUUACAAGUUAAAUGUUUUCAAAAUAUAAUAAAAUUGAUUUUUCUCUCCCGGCGUCGGCUGUGUGCG
Molecule: messenger RNA, 3549 nt
Organism: Talpa occidentalis (Iberian mole)
Lineage: Eukaryota; Metazoa; Chordata; Mammalia; Eulipotyphla; Talpidae
Gene: SEMA4B
Product: semaphorin 4B
Exons: 14
Biological process (GO): axon guidance; semaphorin-plexin signaling pathway; negative regulation of axon extension involved in axon guidance
Molecular function (GO): semaphorin receptor binding; chemorepellent activity
Source: RefSeq, a predicted model, not a curated record